Messenger RNA from Salvia miltiorrhiza (redroot sage), 1087 nucleotides. RefSeq names its product methyl jasmonate esterase 1-like. Gene Ontology annotation, biological process: jasmonic acid metabolic process; salicylic acid metabolic process. Lineage: Eukaryota; Viridiplantae; Streptophyta; Magnoliopsida; Lamiales; Lamiaceae. Bases 155 to 946 code for a protein of 263 amino acids. Gene Ontology annotation, molecular function: methyl indole-3-acetate esterase activity; methyl salicylate esterase activity; methyl jasmonate esterase activity. The transcript has 3 exons. The record is from RefSeq and is a predicted model, not a curated record.
UGUAACUUAGGAUUUUAAAACAGAGAUAACAUCUAAGACAUGGGCCCCCCAGCCUUGUCUUAUACCGACUUUGUAAUAAUCGAGUCAUGGGAAUGGAAGUGUCAGUCGCGACCAAUAUUAAUACAAACUCUUUAGCUAAUGCGAUUCCAACUCAAUGGAAGAGAGCAGACAGCAGCAGCCGCACUUCGUGGUGGUUCACGGCGCGUGCCACGGCGCGUGGUGCUGGUACAAGGUGGCGACGAAGCUGAGAGCGGAGGGCCACCGCGUCACCGCCCUCGACAUGGCGGCCUCCGGAGCCGAUCCGAAGCGCGUGGAGGAGCUGAGCUCCGUCUCCGAAUACUGCCGCCCCCUCAUAGACUUCAUGGCGGCUCUCCCGCCGCAGGAGAGGGUGAUUCUGGUGGGCCACAGCAUGGGCGGCGUCUGCCUAUCCCUUGCCAUGGAAAACUUCCCUCACAAAAUAUCUGUUGCGGUUUUCGUCACCGCCAUGAUGCCUGGCCCCGACGUCUCUCUCUGGGCUCUCGUUGCCGAGUAUGGGAAGCAGAUGGAUUCUUAUAUAGACUCCCAAUUCUUCUUCAACAACGGCCACGACAAACCGCCGACGUCGAUGGUGUUUGGCCCCAAUUUCUUGGCCACACAGCUCUACCAGCACUCUCCCCCUGAGGAUUUAAGUCUUGCAACCUUGUUGAUGAGGCCGAUGGGACUCUUCGAUGAAUCGGGUUGGGUGAAAGCAACUCUGUCGAAACAGAACCACGGCUCGGUUCGUCGCGUGUUCGUGGUGUGUGAGCAAGAUCUUGUGCUAAAGAAGGGGUUCCAGGAGUGGAUGAUUGAGAACAAUCCAGUUGAUGAAGUGAAGAUAAUUUCUGGGGCAGAUCACAUGCCCAUGUUCUCCAAAACCCAUGAAUUAUGUGCCCAUCUGCAUGACAUAGCUCUCAAAUAUUGUUCUUGAUCACUAUAUAGUUGGAGUUGGUCUUGAGUUGUUAUGUGAUGAUCACAUUUUCAUAUUUUAUUUGCAGAUUUUCACUUACCAUGUUGAAACUCUGAUAUCUAAUAAUAAUAUAUCCUUACUUUUCAACUUUUCGUCUUAAAA